GAGAGCAAAGCUCCUCUGCACCUGACCCCAGGUGCGCCCCUCAGCGUCCCCGGCUCGCGGGGCGCGCGGGAUGGAGCGGGUUUGGGAGGCUGCGCGCGGAGGCCAAGCCGGGGCGGAGCUCCCAAUGGAGCCCGUGGGAAGCCUGGUCCCCGGGCUGGAGCAGCCGCAGGUCCCCGAGAAGGCGCGACAACCUGAAGGUCCCGAAAGCAGCCCGAGUCUGUCCAGGGCCAUGAAGAAGGCGGCGGGCGCAGGCCGGGAGCCCUCGAGCGAGAAGCAGCUGCCUUCGCCUCGCCCCGGGACCCCGCGCGUGCCGCCGCUCAGCCUGGACUACGGCGUCUGCCCCGAGCCACCGUCGCCGGGACCCGCCUCGGUCAAGCUGCCCCGGAAUGGCGAGGCGCCCGGGGCUGAGCCUGCGCCCGGCGCCUGGGCGCCCAUGGAGUUGCAGGUAGAUGUGCUUGUGAAGCCCGUGGGCGCGGCCGGCGGUAGCCGCACGCCGUCGCCCAGGCCCUCCACGCGCUUCCUCACGGUGCCGGUGCCCGAGUCCCCCGCCUUCUCCCGCCAAGGGGACCCAGCGCACCAGCUGCUGCCGCGCGCAUCGUCCCUGAGCGGCACGUGGGGACGCGGCUCGACGCUGGCUGCAGCCGGGACAGAGAGCGGCUGCGACGCUGAGGGCCGGGCCAGCCCAGUGGAAGGAAGCUCUCCGGGCUCCCCCACGUGCUGCCGCUGCAAGGAGCUAGGGCUGGAGAAGGAGGAUGCGGCGCUGCUGCCCCGCACGGGGUUGGAGGGCGACGAGAAGCUGCCCCGGGCAGUAACGCUUACCGGGCUGCCCAUGUAUGUGAAGUCCCUGUACUGGGCCCUGGCGUUCAUGGCUGUGCUCCUGGCAGUCUCUGGGGUUGUCAUUGUGGUCCUGGCCUCAAGAGCAGGAGCCAGAUGUCAGCCAUGCCCCCCAGGCUGGGUGUUGUCCGAGGAGCACUGUUACUACUUCUCUGUAGAAGCGCAGGCCUGGGAAGCCAGCCAGGCUUUCUGCUCAGCCUACCACGCUACCCUCCCCCUGCUAAGCCACACCCAGGACUUCCUGGGCAGAUACCCAGUCUCCAGGCACUCCUGGGUGGGGGCCUGGCGAGGCCCCCAGGGCUGGCACUGGAUCGACGAGGCCCCUCUGCCACCCCAGCUACUCCCUGAGGACGGCAAGGACAACCCGGAUAUCAACUGCGGGGCCCUGGAUGAAGGCACUCUGGUGGCUGCAAACUGCGGCACUCCAAGACCCUGGGUCUGUGCCAAGGGGACCCAGUGAUCUGGGCUCUGCCUGUCCUCAGCCUGCCAGGCGGAUGCAGCACCCCUACAGGGGAGGCCAGUUGAGAGCUUGGGCAGCCUCUUCCUGGACCCAGGCAUCCAGGUCUCCCUGCUCUGUUCAAGGGGGCACACACGAGCGAGUCUAGGAGCUGGACUUCAACCCAGGAAGAUGCAUCCGAGGGAAAGGAGAUUUUCUGUGGCCUCAGGCCUGAGUGCCAAUAUUAGUCUCCAGCUUCUGUG
Cercocebus atys (sooty mangabey) is the source of this 1533-nucleotide messenger RNA. RefSeq names its product killer cell lectin-like receptor subfamily G, member 2 (gene KLRG2). The record is from RefSeq and is a predicted model, not a curated record. NCBI's taxonomy places the organism in Eukaryota, Metazoa, Chordata, Mammalia, Primates, Cercopithecidae. The transcript is spliced from 5 exons. Bases 71 to 1294 code for a protein of 407 amino acids.